GACCCGUUACCGUUUCUCUCCUCUUCGCUCCCCAAUUCCCGAGGUCCCUCCGCCUGUUAUCUCUGACGGAAAACUGGGAAAGGAGACGGCCAGCGCCGUGGAAGCUUCGGGACUCCUCCUCCUCCUCUCGGGGAUUCGAACCCUAGCCGUCCCCUCCGCCCCCCAAAAGGGGUUUGGUGGUCAUGGAAUGGAUUUGUGAGGAUUUUUAUUGGGAUGCUGUUUCUGGAUGUGUUGGAAUUCUGAAGCCCGCCAGAUAGAUAGGGUGCAGAGGACGAAGAGGAGGAGGAGGAGGAGGAAGAGGAGGUGAUAAGCAAGAACAGCCACGAUGGGAGAGUCCCUCCUCACCACCUUGUCCAUGGAGAACCUCCACCCCUCCACCCUUCUCUCCAUGGACCCCAGCGGCGGUGCCCCUCCGCCGGCCGUCGCCUCCUCCGCGUCCGUCCACGACGACUGCGACCGGGAGCUCAUGAUCCAGCAGCGCCAGCAGAUGGUUCUCCCGGGCCCCCCCGACAUCAACCUCCCCCUCUCGGCUGAGCGCUCCCCUCCGCCGCAAUCAUGGUGCUCCGACCCCUGCGACAUCCUCGACGUCGGCCUCGGCCCCCAGAUCUAUGAGACAGAGGCCGUCCUCAACCUCCCCAAGGCCGGUUGCAGCGCCACCGCGGUUGCCGCUGUCGCCGGCGCCAGGAAAUGCGCCAAGAGAGGGGAUAGCAUCUGGGGUGCUUGGUUCUUCUUCAAUUUCUACUUCAGGCCCGUCCUCUCUGAGAAAUCCAAGGCAAAGAUCAUCCGGGAUGCAAACGGUGUUUCAGGCUUCGACAAGGCCGAUCUCCGGCUCGACGUGUUCAUGGUCCAGCAUGACAUGGAGAACAUGUACAUGUGGGUCUUCAAGGAGCGGCCGGAGAACGCUCUUGGCAAGAUGCAGCUGAGGAGCUUCAUGAACGGGCACUCCCGCCUCGGGGAGCCCCAAUUCCCUUUCAGCGCCGACAAGGGUUUUGUCCGUUCCCACCGGAUGCAGCGCAAGCAGUACAGGGGCCUGUCAAACCCGCAGUGCGUGCAUGGGAUCGAGGUCGUAAGGUCACCUAAUCUCUCAGUGGUCUCUGAGUCUGAUCGAAAGAAGUGGAUGGAGCUCACGGGGAGGGACCUCAAUUUUUCAAUCCCUCUAGAGGCCAGCGAUUUUGGGUCAUGGAGGAACCUUCCGAACACUGACUUCGAGCUCGAGAGACCGCUUCCGUCCUUGAAGAGCACUCCCCAUCCCCAUCCAAGGAGGUUGCUUAAUGGCUCGGGUCUGAAUUUAUCAACACAUUCAUCAUUGAAUCAUUCCGGUGGAGAUGGUAUGGAUGUCUCCAAUUCGUGCACUAAACGUAGGAAGGACUUCUUCUCGCAUGGGGUGGACGAGGAUUGUUGCUUGCUGAAUAAUUCUUAUCCAGAUAGGUCCCAAGAUAUUGACAUGCAUCCAGUCGAACCAGUACCAUGGCUAAAUGAGUUUAGUGGUGUGAUGAGGCAUGCGUAUGGACCCGUGACUGCAGCAAAGUCUAUAUAUGAGGAUGAUCAGGGGUACCUGAUAGUAGUUAGCUUGCCUUUCUCUGAUCAACAGAGGGUGAAGGUCUCCUGGAGGAACAAUCUUACUCAUGGGAUAGUGAAGAUAUCAUGUGUUAGCACCGCUCGGAAUCUAUAUAUAAAGAGACAUGAUAGAACUUUCAAGCUGACCGACCCUUCUCCUGAGCACUGUCCACCAGGGGAGUUUGUAAGAGAAAUUCCUCUGGCAACACGCAUUCCUGAAGAUGCUAAAUUGGAAGCAUAUUAUGAUGAAUCUGGCACUGUUCUUGAGAUAAUGGUCCCUAAGCACCGCAUCGAACCAGAAGAGCAUGAAGUUCAUGUCUGUAUGCGCCCGCCUCAUCUUGGGGCAAAUGAACUUCUGUUGACUUGAAAAGGCAAGGAUUUUUAUGUGUACGGGUGGUUGCCAUGGUCUGUUUCCAUUGUUUUCUAACUUUGUACCAUAAAAGGAAACCUAUGAAAUGAAAGUGCACCCUUACCAUACACACUUCCUUUUGCAACUUGGCUUUGCUGACUGCUUUGGUGCUCUAUCAUGUUUUGCUGUUGGGAUGACGUCAGAGCUACUCGCACGCUGGAGGCUCGAAAGGCAAAUGGCGUAAGUUUCUUCAUCUUUGCGUCCUUGGAUAUGCCGGAAUUCGUCAUGCCACUCAGGGUUCUAGGGAACAUGAUGAGCCAAGAUUUGUAUAUACAUUCAUAUUUUGAAAUGUAGUAAGAAAGUUUGUUAAUGUGAUGUUGGAAUUUUUUGAAAAAAUUCUCUCUUUUUUUGUUUAUUUGGUGGAAACAAAAUGGUGAAUGUGUUGGGAUUUUUUUAUUGAAGGAUUUAUUUCUCUUGAUGGAACCAAACGAUGAAUAUCACCUUGAUUUAGAUUGCU
This is a messenger RNA of Elaeis guineensis (African oil palm), 2423 nucleotides long. The record is from RefSeq and is a predicted model, not a curated record. Lineage: Eukaryota; Viridiplantae; Streptophyta; Magnoliopsida; Arecales; Arecaceae.